AUGUUGAAGAAUCCACCGCCAGGAUAUACAGACGAAGUUAUUAUAACAGAAGCAUGCGGACCAUCUAUCAGAGAAAUUAUGACAAAGGCUAGAAUUGAAACUGGAAAUACCAAAUUGUGUUCGUUCUCUAUGGAUAAUAUCAAACGUAUUGGAAAGCAAAUCGGAGACGCAAUGCUCCAUUUGGAAAAACUCAAGAUUUUUCAUUUAGACCUCAAGGCUUCCAAUGUCGCGUUUUCGAGAAACUUCAAGUAUGAAAUGGAUACGAGUUUGACCCACGCGAUUAUCUCAAUGAGUGAUUUUGAUAUUAAAGUCAUUGAUUAUGGAAAUUCGCUGGCUCACUCUGAAUCUGGAAACCCGGAAGGAGUCAAACUGGUCCAACCGCAAAACAUGCGUGCCUCAGAAGUGUUUAUGGGUGGGUCUUCCCUACAACAAAAAGACGGAUGUCUGGUCCUAUGGAUGCCUGAUCGCCCAAUCGGAUCGGCCAUCGGUGGAGUGCUGUUCAACUCGAGAAAAGGCGACACUCAGCUUGAAAUACAACAGUCACAAUUUGAGAUGAUGAUCUUCAGAAUGAAUGCGACCAUUUCAAGAGAAACGCUUGAAGAAUCUAAGCAAAGAGGAAAAUGCUCCCUCAAUUUCGACUUCCUCAAUGAUUACAAAGAAGUCAACAAUAACCGCGAAGGAAAUAACAAUCAAGAUUACUUGAUGGAAUUUAUGCGUGACGACACGGACCUUCCACUGUUCGAGUUCCUCAAAUUCGCUCUCAAGUUUGAUCCUGCCAUCAUUUGA
This is a messenger RNA of Caenorhabditis briggsae, 786 nucleotides long. The record is from RefSeq and is a predicted model, not a curated record. Bases 1 to 786 code for a protein of 261 amino acids. The transcript is spliced from 4 exons. Gene Ontology annotation, biological process: protein phosphorylation. Gene Ontology annotation, molecular function: ATP binding; protein kinase activity. Gene Ontology annotation, cellular component: nucleus. NCBI's taxonomy places the organism in Eukaryota, Metazoa, Nematoda, Chromadorea, Rhabditida, Rhabditidae.